Metarhizium acridum CQMa 102 is the source of this 1833-nucleotide messenger RNA. The record is from RefSeq and is a predicted model, not a curated record. Lineage: Eukaryota; Fungi; Ascomycota; Sordariomycetes; Hypocreales; Clavicipitaceae.
AUGGAGGCACAAGAUGCCCCCUCCGAGGCGGAUGCUUCCCAACACGCAGUCACCGUGGACACCUCUUCGUCCACACGAUGCUCGUCUUCUUCGAGGAGACCAUCUCACAGGGCUCAUGCUCCUCAAAAGGAAGCCCUCGACCCUAAUCUCGACGUCAACUUGCCCUACCGGACGCUCACCUCUGGCGCCCGCAUGGACGAGUACACGGUUCCUUCUCGCACGGGCGAGAUCCCGCUCGACCAGACGCACAAGCUCGUCGCGUUCACGCCCGACGACCCGGGGAACCCCAAGAACUGGAGCAAGGCGUUCAAGUGGUACUGCACCAUGGUGGUGGCGCUGACGUGCUUCGUCGUGGCGAUGGCGUCGUCUGUGGUGACGGCCAACAUUAGCGGCGUGGCGGAGGAGUUUGGCACGAGCGAGGAGGUGGCCCUGCUGAGUAUCACGCUGUUUGUGGUGGGCUUUGGUGUUGGGCCCAUGGUGUUUGCGCCGCUGAGCGAGAUUUACGGCCGGAGGAUCAUAUAUAUUUCAUCUUGGAGAUAUGUGAUGGCAGACGCUGACCGUUUGUUCUUUGCUGAUAGCGGAUCUACACUGCUCAUUGCCGUCGUCUUCAUCAUCCCGUGCGCCGUGUCCAAGAACAUGGCCACGCUGCUCGUCUGCCGAGCCAUUGACGGCAUUGCCUUUUCUGCGCCAAUGACGCUUGUAGGUGGGACGCUGGCGGAUUUAUGGAAGAACGAAGAGCGCGGCGUGCCCAUGGCGGCGUUUUCGGCGGCUCCUUUUAUCGGUCCUGCGAUCGGUCCUCUCAUCGGCGGCUACCUCUCCGAUGCCGCCGGCUGGCGGUGGCUCUACUGGAUCCAGCUCAUCUUCGCCGGCGUGGUCUGGUUCCUCAUCACCUUCACCGUGCCCGAGACGUACGCGCCGACGAUCCUCGACCGCCGCGCCCGGAAGCUCCGCGCCUCCACUGGCGACGACUCCCACGUCACCGAGCAGGACCUAGACCUGCGGCCCAUGGCGGAGCGCCUGCGCAUCUUUCUGUUCCGCCCUUUCCAGCUGCUCUUCCAGGAGCUCAUCGUCUUCCUCAUCUCGCUGUACAUGAGCGUCCUCUACGGUCUCUUGUACAUGUUCUUCGUCGCAUUCCCAAUCAUAUACCAAAAGGGCAAGGGGUACUCUGCGGGCAAGACGGGGCUGAUGUUCAUCCCCGUGGCGGUGGGCGUGCUUGGCUCUGCGUUUCUCUCGCCGCUCGUCAACAAGCACUACAUGUCGCUUGUGAGGCGGCACAACGGCCACCCUCCGGCCGAGGUGCGCCUGAUCCCCAUGAUGGCUUCGUGCUGGUUCAUACCCGUGGGUCUCUUCAUCUUUGCGUGGUCGUCGUAUCCGCAGUUGUCUUGGGCUGGGCCGGCCAUGGGCGGAUUCCCAGUCGGCUUUGGCUUCAUUUUCCUGUACAACUCGGCCAACAAUUACCUCGUGGAUUCGUAUCAGCACCAGGCUGCCUCGGCUCUGGCGGCCAAGACGUUCAUCAGGAGCUUUUGGGGCGCUGGCGUGGUACUGUUUACGGAGCAGAUGUACGAUCGGCUGGGCGAUCAGUGGGCCUCGUCGCUGCUCGCCUUCAUCAGCUUGGCCUGCUGUGCUAUUCCGUUCCUGUUCUGGAAAUAUGGUGCUAGAAUCCGUGCGAGAAGCAAGUAUGCGUAUGGAGGGGACAGUGCCGAGGGCUCUGGGGUGGAUGAUGUCGAGAAGGCGAGGAAAGGCGAUGCGAAUGGGGGCCAGGGUCUUGUGCGGGAUGAUUUGGAGCAUGACGCCGAUUUGAGAAGAGCCAGGAGUUAUGUCAGCAAUCCUUGA